AUGGACCUUGAAACACUUGAAAAUAUCAAUAGCGGUGCGAUUGUGACGUUUACGCCGAAACAUACCAACCCAAUUAUUGCAUGCGCCAAUUGCGGGAACCCAAUGGAAUCCCAGGGGGUUGCCAUUUGUCCUGAAUGUAUUCGGCUUUCUGUGGACAUAACUCGAGACAUUCAAAAGUCAGGGACACUUGUUUUUUGCCGUAAAUGUGGGCGACUUCAAGUUCCUCCUAGCCAUUGGGUUUAUGCACCACCAGAGAGUCGUGAAUUGCUUGCUGCCAUUUUGAAGCGGAUCCGCGGGUUGUCAAAGGUGCGGCUUGUGGAUGCUAGGUUUAUAUGGACAGAGCCGCAUUCACGACGACUAAAGCUUAAAAUUUCUGUUCAAGGAGAGGCAGAGGAGUAUCAAAAUACAGUUGUUCAGCAAUCUUUUGAAGCGGAGUUUGUGGAACAGGGCUCGCAGUGUCCUGAUUGUGCAAAGAGCUACACGGCCAAUACCUGGGUGGCAAGUAUCCAAGUGCGGCAGCGGGUUGCACAUAAGCGGACAUUUUUCUAUUUGGAGCAGUUGAUCUUAAAACACAAGGCACAUAAGAAUACGGUGAAUAUCCAAGAGAAUAAGGAAGGGCUUGAUUUCUAUUAUAAUGAUCGGAAGUAUGCGGUAAAGAUGAUGGAAUUUCUUCAAUCUGUGAUUCCAGUUAAGGUGAAGAAGAGUGAGGAGUUUAUUUCUCAAGAUACUCAUACCAGCAAGAAGACAUUUAAGUUUACAUAUCAUGUGGAGAUUGUUCCUAUUACAAAGGACGAUUUGGUGGUGUUGCCUAAGAAGAUUGCCAAUUCGCUUGGACUUUUACCGACCCAGCUGGUUCUGUGUCGACGGAUUGCCCAUACUAUUCAUUUUCUUGAUCCUACUACAAUAAAGACAGCUGAAUUAACAGCAGCCAAUUAUUGGAAGACACCGUUUGGGUCUUUGGAGACUAUGAAGAACCUGACGGAGUAUGUUGUGUUGGAUGUGGAUCAGGCAGGUGAGAGUAGGGGGAAUCUUGUUCUUUGUGAUGUUACAGUUGCGCGCAGUUCUGAUUUAGGGGUCAAUGAUACGACUUAUUAUGUACGAUCACAUUUAGGUGGGAUUAUUCAUCCUGGAGAUACAGUGAUGGGGUAUGAUUUGGAGAAUGCUAAUUGGAAUAGUGAGUUAUGGGAUGGGUUAGAUAAGGAUCGGAUUCCUAGUGUUAUUUUGGUAAAGAAGGUAUAUGAUGGAGAGGGCAAGCGGAAGGCGAAAAAGAAACGCAAUUGGCGGUUGAAGCGGAUGGCGGUGGAACAUAAUGAGAGAGAGCAAGAGCGGGCGGCAGAUGCAGUUGAUGUUGGAGGGAAAGGAGGAGGAGGUGGAGGAGGUGGAUUGAAUAAGCAGGAUGCAGUGAUUGCAAGACAGGAACGUGAUUAUGAGGAUUUCUUGGAGGAGCUUGAACAGGAUGAGCAGUUACGAUCUGAUGUCAAUUUUUAUGCUGAUGGAGAUGGAGAGGAAGUUGUAGAUGAUGAUGAUUAUGAUGAUGAUUUGCCUGAGAUUGGAAUUGAUGAGCUGAAGAUUGAUAGUGAGGAAGAGGAAUGA
This is a messenger RNA of Magnusiomyces paraingens, 1593 nucleotides long. RefSeq lists its product as uncharacterized. The record is from RefSeq and is a predicted model, not a curated record. The transcript has a single exon. Gene Ontology annotation, molecular function: ribosomal large subunit binding. Gene Ontology annotation, cellular component: cytoplasm; nucleus. Gene Ontology annotation, biological process: ribosomal large subunit export from nucleus. Lineage: Eukaryota; Fungi; Ascomycota; Dipodascomycetes; Dipodascales; Dipodascaceae. The coding region runs from base 1 to 1593 and encodes 530 amino acids.